GUCCGCUGUAAGGAUGUGCAGCGUAGAACACAGACGUUUUCGUUGUUUAUGGCAACUUCCAGUUGCAUUCACGUUCCCAGCGUCUAUAGCGGAGGGUGUCUGCUUUUUCGUCUUUGUUCGUACGAGCGAGAGCCUAUUCUAAAGACGUUCUCGGUAGAUUCUCCUAAGGCAGACGUGUUUGUCGCGUCUAGAGAACCACGCGUCAAAGAGGCAAUUUAGAAGUCUUUUCUCGACGUUUGUGUGUGCUAAACCACGCCUAAAGAUUCUGCUUUGUGCCUCAUACGAGUAAGCAUCCAAAACCAUUUUCCUCGAAAUCCAUUAGGUCUUGAGCCAUCUCAGAGCCGGUUCUUUUCAAUAAGGGCUUCGAUGUCAUCGCUUCUCGAGGCCGUUUCGCGACUUCUUUGAACCAAUUUACGGGCGAAGUAAACAUUUUCAUUCAAGUCUAAGCUAAACUGAUGCCACAGACUCGAUUCUGUGUGUCGUUUUCCGUUUUUUUGGCACGUCCCCACCGCUGUCUUGAGGUCCCCCGAGGCUCCGUUGCCUCCUCCCGAUAAGUCUGCCCUCUGUAGCGCGCGGCAGUUUCUAAAAUGUUUGUUUCCCUUUUGGUGGAAAAUGGAGUUGUCGGAGAGUUCGACUUGUCUGUCGACAAAGAACGAGGAUCUCCAAUACGCCAUCAAGCGCAUCUUGAAGCAGCACCAGAGAGAAUGCGAAGACGCAGCUGAGUUUGGGAAAGCACGCGAGGCGCAGGCGGCUCUCAACGAGUUGCAGUACCGAUGUGAAUUUGAGAGUCUUUGUCGCCUUUUUUGCCAUCAGUACCAGCAGCUCUCUAAUGCCGACGAAGCGUACAGAAACCAGCUUCAGGCACUCGAGACACAGUGGAAAACGGUACAACUUCCAGCGCUCGUUGACAGAAUUCGAAAGUGGAAGUCGCAGCUGCAGGCCAGACAAAGCGCAGAACUCCAGAGCUUCUCGUGGCAAGAAGCCGGCGAAGACAGCAAGUCAAAACCGAAGUUCAAGAAGGAGGCGUUCGACCUGCAAAAGAAAAUGCAGUACCUCGGCCACCAAGGACGCUACGAUGAAGCCGAGGAACUGCAGAGACGCCUCGAAGCUCAGCAGCGCUUGGAUGCUCAGGAACAUGAAGCAUCACGACAAGCCCGUCGAGAGCGACAAGCGGCAAGGCUGACAGAAACACACGAAGCGGAGCGCGCUGCUUUUGAAAGCAAAGUCGAACGUUUAACAGAGUACUACAACCGGCAAAACGCCGCGAUGGUCGACACUCUCCGGAGGAAACACCAGGGACUCCGAAAAAGUAUCACACACGUUCAAGGUCUGGAGCUGCAGAAGGCCUUGCAUGCACUGAAGUGUCUGAAGCCCGACGAAGGCGUUUGCCUCGUGUGCUCCGCGGUCUCCACGCACAUGCGGCAACUUGGAAAAACUCGCUGUGAGACCGAUGAGGCUCCAGAAAGCCACCAGACACUGCCUCUGUUACCACAGGAACUGUCUCUAGCUGUUUCCUCGAACAGAAGGGAGUCGCUCGGAGCCCGACGCUCUCAGGCAUCGCCGCGGCCGUCGGCCUCGUCUCUUACUGGGAGAGCCGAGAGACCUCACAAGCAGCAGAGCACCUGUUCACUUUCUGUCCUGGACAGAAUGGCGCCUCUGUCGCUCACAAACUACUGCAGAAGUGCGCGCGAAACGAGUCAGACAACUCCGAAAACUCGUCGCUCCUUUAUGACCGGCAAGUCGUUCCAGAUCUUGAUGGCGCGGCGCACAGCGCGAGAACACGAGAAGAAAACGCCACCUGUGGGCGGGAGAAAGGGGACUGUUUCGGUGUCUGCUCGAGGGAAGAGCGAGGUGGAGGUUGGGCGUCGCAGGAAAAAAAUCUCGGCUGCGGGAGACGCGCUCCACAGAGAAAUCCUAAACUGCUGGAAAGAAGCGGCAGAAAAAGUCAUAAAAGACCGAAAUUCCGUCUCUCCCCUACGAUGAGGCAACGCAUCUGUGCGUUCACAGCCUUGUGCUUGACUACGAGUGGAAACCCCUGCUAUACGGACUCAGAUCACGAUGUUCACACUUCAGGGAUCGUUCCAGAGUCUCGACUGCCUCGUAGCCACCUACGCAACAGUCCCAUUUGGCGUUUGCUGUGUUAACGGAAUGGACUCCUCCGGUAAUUUCUGAAGAUCUUUAGCAGCUCACUGUCCAUCGCACAUGCGCAGUCUAGGUUCCGCUUUUCGUGAGCUGAUGUGUGUCUGGGUCUGAAGUUCCUGCGGUGUAUAUCUAUGAAGACACACAAAGUAGGAUGGUACAAGAGCCUUUC
Toxoplasma gondii ME49 is the source of this 2311-nucleotide messenger RNA. RefSeq lists its product as hypothetical. The coding region runs from base 613 to 1983 and encodes 456 amino acids. The record is from RefSeq and is a predicted model, not a curated record. Lineage: Eukaryota; Apicomplexa; Conoidasida; Eucoccidiorida; Sarcocystidae. The transcript has 3 exons.